Ichthyophthirius multifiliis is the source of this 2534-nucleotide messenger RNA. RefSeq lists its product as hypothetical. Gene Ontology annotation, cellular component: membrane; intracellular membrane-bounded organelle. NCBI's taxonomy places the organism in Eukaryota, Ciliophora, Oligohymenophorea, Hymenostomatida. The annotation marks the transcript as partial. Gene Ontology annotation, biological process: lipid transport; transmembrane transport. The transcript has 6 exons. Gene Ontology annotation, molecular function: lipid carrier activity; ATP hydrolysis activity; ATP binding. The record is from RefSeq and is a predicted model, not a curated record.
UAUGACACUAGAUAAUAACUUUUUGAAUAUAUAGAAGGAGAAGACUAUUAAGAAGAUGUGUGUUUAGGCAUAGAAAUUACUUAAAAUAAUAAUAAAUUUGAUGUGAGAUUAAUGUAUAAUACUACAAGACCUUAUGAUGUUCCUCCUACAUUGACCGACGAAGUUUUAUUUUAUAAAAAAGAAAAUAAAAAUCUUUAUUAUGAUUUAUGGUUCAGUAGUGGUUUUCUUUAAAUAUAGAAUUUCGUUGAUAAUGCUAUAUUGGCUAAGUUAUUAAAUGAUUAAGGAAAAACUAAAAAAUAAAUUUCUAUAUAAGUGACUCCUUUUAAAAUGGCUUAAUACAUAAAAGAUGAAUUGAUUACUUAUUUAAAAGGAUAAAUGGGUAUUUUUCUUGUUUUACCUCUUAUCGUGACUUUUUUAAGAAUGUGUAGUGGUAUAUUAACUGAAAAAGAGAAAAAAAUACGAGAAGGUAUGAAAAUUAUGGGAAUGAGUAAUUUCUCGUUCUAUUCUUCUUGGAUUUCUUGUGAUUAUUUAUUGAUUUUUGUGUGGCAUUGGCUAUUUUGCGUUAGCUUGAUUAUUUAAAGUAUCUUUAUUACGUCAUUUUUUUCGAGAGCAAAAUUGGGUAAUAUCGUAUCUAUGGUGUUCUUUUUAGUCAUGUUUAUGAUUAAGUUUAUUAUUGGAAAUAAUAAUUUGCCUUUAAAAACAAAACUUGGAGCAUCUGUAUCAUCUCAAACAAGCUUUACUUUAGCUGCGGAUAUAUUUUUAUUAGUAGAAAAUGAAGGAACCGGAAUCACAUGGAGUUAAGCGUCUAAUAUGGUUGAUAAUUUUUCAAUUGGAAUAAGUAUGGGAAUGUGUAUUCUCAAUAUUUUUAUAUUUGCUAUACUUUCUUGGUAUUGCGAGUAGGUUAUUCCUAAUGAAUUUGGUAAAAAAAAACAUCCUUUGUUCUUUAUAACUUGUCUUUUUAAAAAAAAUAUUGAACAUGGAAAGGAGUUCUACGAAGAUAAAGAAAAUCUUAUUCCUAAAGAAAAUGUAGAAGAAGUUUAGGCAGGUUUAAAAUAAUAAGAAUAAAAUUAAGAAGUCUUAAGAUUAAAUAAUGUUUAUAAAGUAUAUAAUAAUGGAAAAAAAGCAGUUAACGGGGUGAAUUUAACAAUGUAUAAAAAUUAAAUUUUCUGUCUUUUGGGACAUAAUGGAGCAGGAAAAACAACUACCAUUUCUAUGUUGACUGGAAUGUUGGAGUUUUCUUAAGGACAAGCUGAAGUUUAUGGAAAAAAUAUUACUAAUGAAAUAGAGGACAUUAGAAAAUUUAUGGGUGUGUGUCCUUAACAUGAUAUUCUCUUUGAUAAUUUGACUGUUAAAGAACACUUGGAGCUAUAUGCAGUUUUCAAAGGAAUGGAUAAUAAAGAUAUACCUUUGGCUGUCCAUAAAGCUAUAAUAGAUGUUGAUUUAGCGGAAAAGACAAACGAAUUAAGCAAGAAUCUAUCAGGAGGACAGAAAAGAAGGCUUUCAGUGGCUAUAGCUUUUAUUGGAGGAAGUAAACUUAUUUAUUUGGAUGAACCUACUAGUGGAAUGGAUACUUCUGCUAGAAGAUAUAUUUGGGAUAUGUUAAAGAAAUAUAAAAAUGAUAAGAUUAUAGUACUUACUACUCAUUUUAUGGAUGAAGCUGAUUAUUUAGGAGAUAGAAUAGGUAUUAUGGGAGAAGGAAAAUUAAUAUGUUGUGGUUCUUCAGUAUUUUUGAAAAAUAGAUUUGGUGUAGGAUAUAAUCUAACAAUUUCAAAGUAAAAUAAAGACUCGCCUUCAAGUAAUAUUGUUAAUUUAGUAAAAGGAAUUAUUGCUGAAGCUAAGAAUACAACAUUAUAAUCUGCAAAUAAAAAAGAUAUUGAUGAUUAACAAGAAUUAUCAUUUUAAUUACCUAUAUAGUGUUUGAAUUAAUUCGAAAAUUUAUUUAAUUAGUUAGAUUCUUAAAAAGAACAAUUAGGAAUAGCUUCUUAUGGAAUAUCUAUAACGACUUUAUAGGAGGUUUUUUUAAAAGUAGCUGAACUACCAUAAUAAGAUAGUAACAGUAUUAAAAUUUAACCAGAUGUACAGGAACAAGUUAAAGAUCAAUUAGAUGAUUUCGAUUUAAAUUCCAUAAGAAUAAAAAAAUCAUUUUCCUUAUUUUGUAUCCAUUUUGCAGCUUUAAUUUUGAAAAGAAUUCUAUAUUUUAAAAGAGAUACUAAAGGAUUUAUAUGUGAAAUUUUUCUUCCUUGUUUAGUUGUAGUAGGUGGUUUAUCUAUUCUUUUAAUUACCUUUAUUUAAUAAGACCCUCCUAUAUUUUUAGAAGCUGGUUACUAUGGAAACUAAGAUAUUAUAGUGGGAGGAAUUCCUACUUAAACUGAAAUGAGUAGUGUUUUAGGAAAUGUAGCUUCUAAUAUAAAAUGGUAAUUAGAUUAUUAAACUGAUGUUAGAAAAUGGGAAGAUCUUAACUUUGACAAUAGAUCAAUAGAUAGGCAUGGUGCUUAUUGGUUUAUUUAAAAACCAGGAGUUCCAGUAUAAAAUAA